This is a messenger RNA of Heteronotia binoei (common prickly gecko), 958 nucleotides long. Its product is annotated as olfactory receptor 14A16-like. Gene Ontology annotation, cellular component: membrane. Gene Ontology annotation, biological process: G protein-coupled receptor signaling pathway. The transcript has a single exon. Bases 23 to 958 code for a protein of 311 amino acids. Gene Ontology annotation, molecular function: G protein-coupled receptor activity; olfactory receptor activity. The record is from RefSeq and is a predicted model, not a curated record. NCBI's taxonomy places the organism in Eukaryota, Metazoa, Chordata, Lepidosauria, Squamata, Gekkonidae.
UUCUAUAACAUGGUAAUUAAAAAUGUUCAACAGAACUGCCAUGUCUGAUUUUCUGCUCCUGGAAUUCUCAGAGGUUCGGGAACUGCAGUUUCUACACUUCACUGUGUUUCUGAUGGUGUACUUGGUAACUGUCACAGGGAACCUCCUCAUCAUCUCUUCAGUUGCCUUAGACCAUCACCUGCACACCCCCAUGUACUUCUUUCUGAUGAACUUGGCUGUGCUGGAUCUUGGCCAAGUUUCAGUCAUUGUCCCCAAAUCCAUGACCAAUUCCCUCCUGAAUACCAGGCACAUUUCAUAUUCAGGGUGUGUUGCUCAACUCUUUUUGUUUCUGUUCUUUAUAACAUCUGAUUUCUGCAUCUUGACAGUCAUGGCAUAUGAUCGGUAUGUGGCUAUUUGCAAUCCAUUACGUUAUGAAAUGGUAAUUAAUAGGCAGGCCUGCAUUGAAAUGCUGACUGGUGUAUGGGUUGCUGGUUUUCUAUAUUCAGGGAUGCACACCACUGGGACUUUUGCAACCCAUUUCUGCUCUAAUGUUGUCAAUCAAUUUUUUUGUGAAAUCCCACAACUAAUAAAAUUGACUUGUUCAGACAUAAAUCUAAUUGAAAUGGCUGCUGUUGUGAUUGGAAUUAUCCUUCUGCUAGGCUGUUUCGUCUAUAUCCUUGUAACUUAUGUUCACAUUUUCACCACAGUGUUAAGACUGCCUUCCGCAAAGGGAAGACAGAAAGCUUUGUCCACUUGCCUUCCUCACCUCAUUGUCUGCUCCACAUUUAUAUUUACUGGGUGUGUUGCCUACCUGAAGCCUGUCUCUAACACCCCAUCAUGGCUGGAGUUGAUUUUUACUGUGAUCUAUUCCUUGGUUCCACCUAUGUUGAAUCCAGUGAUUUACAGUAUAAGAAACAAAGAGAUAAAAAAUGCAAUGUCAAGGGUUUUAAGAUUUAGGUACAUUCCUAGAAUUAUAUGA